Molecule: messenger RNA, 785 nt
Organism: Closterium sp. Naga37s-1
Lineage: Eukaryota; Viridiplantae; Streptophyta; Zygnematophyceae; Desmidiales; Closteriaceae
Source: the annotation of a GenBank genome assembly
GCGCGGGGCAGAUGGCGGAGGCGCUGGCGCGGGGGAUGAGCGCCGCGGGGGUUGUAGCAGCGAGCGACAUGAGCGCCAUGGAUCUCAGCCAGGAGCGACUGGCCGUGUUUGCCGAGAUGGGGGUGGCUGCUAAGACUACGUGCAAAGAGCUUGCAGCAGCCAGCGAUGUGAUCUUCAUUGCUGUGAAACCCCACACGGUGAAGGCGGUACUAUCGGAACUGAGAGACAGCGCCGCCAUCACAAGCACCCACCUGGUUGUGUCCAUUGCUGCGGGAGUGACGAUUGCGAACCUGCAGCAGUGGGCGGGUGACGAGGCGAAGAUUGUUCGAGUCAUGCCGAAUACCCCGUGCCUCGUGGGGCAAACAGCAGCAGCCAUGAGCCUGGGAGGCAAGGCGACAGCCGAAGAUGCAGCACUGGUGCGGCGCAUGUUUGAAGCAGUUGGGAAGAUACAGCAGGUGGAGGAGAAACUGCUGGAUGCGGUCACUGGGCUCAGUGGCAGCGGCCCGGCAUAUGUGUUCAUGGCGAUAGAGGCGCUGGCGGAUGGAGGGGUGGCUGCUGGCCUGCCAAGAGACGUUGCUCUCUCGCUCGCCGCUCAAACCGUGUACGGAUCUGCAAAGAUGGUAUUGGAAACGGGCAAGCACCCCGGCCAACUCAAGGACUCAGUGGCAUCUCCUGGAGGUACAACGAUUGCAGGCAUUUAUGCACUGGAGAAGGGAGGAUUCCGAGCGACGUUGAUGAACGCAGUAGUUGCAGCCACGGAAAGAAGCAAAGAGCUGUCAAAGUAG